UUCAUCAGCUUGUUCUUGAAAUCAAGGCUUGCAUGCAAAGCAACAAGGACCAUUCAGCCACAUAUAUACCAUCAUAUACUCUCUUCAUGACUUUCAACCCACAGAUAUGGCAUUCUUCAACAGGGUGUCACCUGCACUGGUGGAAAUCCUGAACAAGUUGCAGAGUGGUGAAAGCUUAACAGACUUCGAUCAUAACCUAUAUGAAUAUGGCUCAGUUCGAUACAAUAUCCAGGCAUCGGCAUCAAGUCCACAAAUUGUUAACUUGUCCACAUGGAUGCCACCACUUUCUCCAGAGUUCUCUUCAGAUUGUCUACCUGACUGUGCCCUACAAGAUGUCAAAAGGGUAUACCUUGAUUCUGCAGAAGUAGUGGAACCUUCGAAGCAAGGUUAUAUGCUUACUCUCAGAAUCGACUUUGCGGAACUUCCACAGAGAAAAGAAGAUCGGAUGAAGGCUAUCAGCGAGAUCUCCUCAUUACACGCAGUCAUACUGAGUUCACAAAUGAAGGAUAUGUUGUGGAACCUUGAACCCAGGUACAUGGGCAAUGGCAUGUGCAACCCAAUCAAGAUUGUCCAUCAGCUGAAAGAGCCCUUCUUUGUCAUCAAAAUGCUGGAGAAGACAACCGUGAUAUAUCCCAUGCGCUUCAAAGAUGAUACGGAUGUAAUUUUGGCAACAUCAUUCUUUCAGGAACUUGUAGAUGUUAGCAAUUUAGAAGCACACUACAAAGCACCACGUUGCACCUGGUCACCAAUCCCUCCUCUGGAGUUGAGAGGAGAGCCAUUCCAAUAUCUGACAACAAAUGGAGGAUUUGUAUCCCUAGAAAUUUUCUCACAACACAUCAGAGGUACAAAGGCAGACAAUACUGUCUGGAAUUUACUGACUUUCGUUUCCUAUGUAAAGUAUCAUGUAAAGUGCACCAGAGGCUUUAUCCAAAGAAAGAUGAGGCAGCGUCAGGAAAGCUUAACUGAGGUAAUAAGAAGUGCAAGAAUCAGAGGAGAUGAAGAUGUCAAAAAACAUCAAAUCGGUGGUCACAAAAAUGUUAAGAAAUUGAUGAAUUUCUCAAGAUCAAAGAUGUUCAAAAAGAGGUAUACAAUCAUAACUAACAAAAUCAAGAAAUUCCACUAUCGGAUCAAAAUAAAGUGGCUACUACAUCGGUUUCGACGGCAAUGGCUUAGAGUUCAAAAGAUCCCUUUGUUGAGGAAGUACAGAAAAUUAGAUUAAGCAUCAUCAGCUUCCCAAAUAAACCAUUAUAACAAAUAAGUUGUGUGAGGAGCAAAAGGAAUGGCUGUUGAUGCAUCUCAUCUUGAAAACAAAGGAUUCAGGUACAUGCUGGCAUAAA
Molecule: messenger RNA, 1337 nt
Organism: Musa acuminata subsp. malaccensis (wild Malaysian banana)
Lineage: Eukaryota; Viridiplantae; Streptophyta; Magnoliopsida; Zingiberales; Musaceae
Product: actin-related protein 2/3 complex subunit 2B
Biological process (GO): actin filament polymerization; Arp2/3 complex-mediated actin nucleation
Cellular component (GO): actin cytoskeleton; Arp2/3 protein complex
Molecular function (GO): actin filament binding; structural constituent of cytoskeleton
Source: RefSeq, a predicted model, not a curated record